CAUGUCGACUUCUAAAACCAUUGCCUUCAUCACUCUAUUCCUCGCGACAACACUAUUCGCGUCCUGCAACGCAGCCGCAAACGCCACAACCAAACCUCUAUUCCCAGCCAUUCUAAUCUUCGGCGACUCGACCGUGGACACAGGCAACAACAACUACCCUCUAAACACAAUCUUCAGAGCUACACAUUUUCCCUACGGCAUUGACCUCCCAGACCACAAAGCCAACGGGAGAUUCUCAAACGGGAAACUAAUCCCCGACAUACUCGCAGGCAAAUUCAACAUCAAACAGUUUGUUCCUCCUUUCUUACAACCAAACCUCUCCGACCAAGAGAUUGUAACCGGAGUCUGUUUUGCAUCAGCCGGUUCGGGUUACGAUGACCUAACCAGCCUCUCCACUCAGGCCAUUCCCGUCUCGGAACAACCUAAGAUGUUCAGGAAUUACAUUGCUCGUCUUAAGAGUAUCGUGGGAGACAAGAAAGCUAUGGAGAUUAUAAACAACGCUUUGGUGGUUAUAAGCGCAGGGACUAACGAUAUGGUCUUGAAUUUUUAUACCAUUCCUACAAGGCGUCUUGAGUUUCCUUUUAUCUCUGGUUACCAUGAAUUUAUACUUAAGAGGCUUUAUGGUUUCAUCGGGGAGCUUUAUAGUUUAGGUGCCCGGAACAUUGCGAUCGCAGGUUUACCUCCGAUUGGUUGUUUACCGAUUCAAAUGACUGCUAAGUUCCGCAACAUCUUUAGGUUCUGCUUAGAACAAGAGAACAAAGACUCUGUGGUAUACAAUCAGAAACUUCAAAAGCUAUUGCCUCAGAUCCAAUCAUCACAUACUGGAAGCAAGAUCUUUUACGCUGAUAUAUACAACCCUAUUUUUGACAUGAUGCAAAACCCUAGCAAAUACGGGUUUACAGAGACGAAGAGAGGAUGUUGUGGAACAGGUUUUCUGGAGACGAGUUUCAUGUGUAAUGUUUUCUCUCCAUCGUGUCCGAAUCACGCUGAGUUUUUGUUCUUUGACUCCAUUCAUCCGUCUGAAGCUACCUAUAAUUACAUAGGAGACUUGCUCGACACUCAGGUCCGUGAGUGGAUUGCGGCUUAA
Brassica oleracea var. oleracea is the source of this 1087-nucleotide messenger RNA. Its product is annotated as GDSL esterase/lipase At2g31540-like. The record is from RefSeq and is a predicted model, not a curated record. Gene Ontology annotation, molecular function: hydrolase activity, acting on ester bonds. Lineage: Eukaryota; Viridiplantae; Streptophyta; Magnoliopsida; Brassicales; Brassicaceae. The transcript is spliced from 3 exons. Bases 2 to 1087 code for a protein of 361 amino acids.